AUGACUGGCCUUGUCUCGAACGGCUCUCCUCGCGGCAAGAAGGUGGCUCCACCGUCGCCAAAUGUCCUGGGGCAAGUGCAAGAGACUAAGGUCAGCGAUCGUCAGAUUAUUCCUUCGUCUGCCAGCGCUGCAUCCAAGGGUACAUCACCAGCUCCUACAAAGACCACCAAGCUCAGCAUGCCGCCGCAGCGUCGAACUCAAAAGGAAUCUCCCAGCGCAGUCCGCAAGACAUCCACCGGCAUGGAGGAUAUUCUUGCCAAGCUUCGAAUUAACGAUUCCCGCAACACUACCCCUACCAAUCUCGAUCUAUCGAAGGUCAAGGAUGACGGCAACUUUGACAAGCUGAUCUCAGGUUUGAGCCACCAGAACAAGACCCUCAAACAGCAAGGUCGUGAGUUGAAAGACAGCUCCAAUAAGAGCAGCGACGAUUCUUCAGCAUCUGGCCGCUACACAGAGUCCUACGACAUGGUCUCUAGCUCCACCUCUCGAGGUUCCGAUCAAGCUGCACAUGAUCCUGCGGAGAUGCUUCGUAUCAAGCAAGAACUCGAAGCUGCAAGAUCUGUCAUCAAUCGUCAAGAGCAGGAACUUGCCGAGACCCGCAACCUCAAGCACACCAUGGAUCAAGCUAUGGGUCCUGUUUCAGAGGUCGACUUUGGCCACAAUGACAUCUCAGAGCAGACCAUUGGCCACCUUCAGAGUGCCUUCAACGCCUCUGCUCGGCCCUUCACUGCCAAAGCCCCAGUCUGGCGUUCCCAGGACGAUGCUCGCUCUGACUCUGACUUUUCCGCUACAAGCUUCAACCCACGCAUUACCUGGAACCAGGGCACUAUGGGUCUAGGCGGCAUAUCCGAUUAUACCAAUGCCAGUGGUACCUUGGCCAACCAGAGAGCCCCGCAGUACGCUGCCAUGUUCGGAGGGCAACCAUCCCUUGAGGUUAACACUUAUGGUGACCAUCGUUCGUUCUCCGGAUCAUCCUCUUCGCUAGGUUAUGAUCCACGUCUCGGCGGCGACCUUGCCAUGUAUGGCGUGAAUCCUGUCGGCCGCCGCAAUUCGCAGCUGCGCAGUAACUCAAACAUGAGCGAUGCUCUCUCAAUGGGCAGCAUGGCUGGCCUCAGCGGUCUGAACUCACCACCCCUAAGCCCGUUGGGUAUUCCCGAGCAGUACGCUUAUGCCCAGCGUGGUCUAGGCAUGCAACAGACUCCCAUUACUCCCAGCUUUCCUAAUGGCCAAAUGUCUGGUCAGGGAUGGUCUCUGCCUCCUUCCGUCAACAGUCAGACAUACGUCACUCCUCUCGAGCCCAUGAACUACCGUCGUCUGUUGGACAAGUCUGUCUCGUGUGAUUGGAAAUACAUUGUCGAUAAAAUUGUGUGCAAUAAUGACCAGCAGGCCUCUAUCUUCCUACAGCAGAAGCUCAAGGUUGGCACGGCGGAGCAAAAGUUCGAGAUUGUCGAGUCCAUUGUCAAUCAGGCUUACCCCCUGAUGAUCAACCGUUUCGGCAACUUUCUCGUUCAGCGCUGCUUCGAGCACGGCACACCUGAGCAAGUCGUUGCCAUUGCUAAUGCCAUUCAUGGCAACGUCAUUGCCCUGAGCAUGGAUCCAUUUGGUUGUCACGUCAUCCAGAAGGCUUUCGACUCUGUUCCGGAGGACCACAAGGCCGACAUGGUUCGCGAGCUUCUCCGACGCAUUCCGGAUACCGUGAUCCACCGCUAUGCCUGUCACGUUUGGCAGAAGCUGUUCGAGCUACGCUGGUCCGGCGAGCCACCCCAGAUCAUGGUCAAGGUCAACGAGGCUCUUCGUGGGAUGUGGCACGAGGUGGCUCUCGGCGAGACCGGCAGUCUUGUUGUUCAGAACAUCUUCGAGAACUGUGUCGAAGAGGAAAAGCGCCCUGCGAUCGAGGAAGUCGUGUCCAACAUCGACCUCAUUGCUCACGGCCAAUUCGGCAAUUGGUGCAUUCAGCAUCUAUGCGAGCACGGUUCUCCCCCUGACAAACGUCGUGUCAUCGACCAUAUUCUCACCAACUCGUAUAACUACAGUAUUGAUCAGUUUGCGUCCAAAGUUGUUGAGAAGUGUCUCAAGAUUGGCGGUCUUGAGUUCCUGGAUCGUUAUCUUGGUGUCAUUACCACCUCUCGCCCUGACCGUCCUCGCAUCCCGCUCAUCGACAUUGCUGGCGACCAAUAUGGCAACUAUCUCAUCCAGUGGAUUCUGAUGAAUGCUCAUCACCACCAACGCGAGCAAGUCGCUGUGCACAUCCGCAAACAUAUGGUCUCCCUACGCGGCUCGAAAUUCGGCUCUCGGGUGGCAAUGCUUUGUUGCAACCCAAAUUCGGUUACUCGUCCCGGUCCUCCUGCCGUUGCCAAUCCGUUCGGAGUUCCAGGCCAGCCUCGCAACAACUGGGGUCCUCGCAGCUUUCGCUAG
Cyphellophora europaea CBS 101466 is the source of this 2415-nucleotide messenger RNA. RefSeq lists its product as uncharacterized. Bases 1 to 2415 code for a protein of 804 amino acids. Lineage: Eukaryota; Fungi; Ascomycota; Eurotiomycetes; Chaetothyriales; Cyphellophoraceae. Gene Ontology annotation, biological process: post-transcriptional regulation of gene expression. Gene Ontology annotation, cellular component: cytoplasm. Gene Ontology annotation, molecular function: mRNA 3'-UTR binding. The record is from RefSeq and is a predicted model, not a curated record. The transcript is spliced from 5 exons.